AUGGCGGAUAGUUUUGAAGAUUUGCUAGAAAAUGCGCAGAAGCUCACCGCAGAUAUGGGAAGGGCAGGAGACAUGCCACUUGUGCAGAGAAAUAUAGCACAAAUUGCGGCAGCCGGUCAGCGUCUGUGGGACAAAGCUGGCUCUUCUAAAACAGAAACAGCAGACGUUCGAGCGUCUAUUCUGCUCGGAUCAAGAGGAUUUGAUGUGCCUCGUUUGUCGCAGAAACUUGACCGUCUGGACGCUGCAAAGACGUUUGAACCUCUUGCUCCUGUUCGAGACACAGACAUACAGGGUUUUCUCAAGAACGAGAGAGAGAAUGCGGUUUUGACCGUUAUUGAAGAAUCUCGCAAAAAGACUUUCAAGCAGGCAGAGGAACACCACUGGCGUUGUGUGCAGACGGAAUGGGAAGAGGAGAAACAGCAGAUACUCAACUCUCUACUCGGGAUGGGACAAGACACGCUUGUUCUACCUGCAGAAUACGAGACUGUUUCGGCGAGACCACUAGCUCAUCAUGGGAGGAGUGGACUGGAUGCAGUAGAAAUGUCGUAUGCCAGACAAGUAUAUAUUCAUAAUGAAAAAAAGAUGAAUGAUCUUCCACACGUCUUAGUCCACGCAUUUCGAAACGCAUCAGAAAAGUUCAGUGACCAAGAGAUCUACGACUGCUGGUGUCUACUAGGUGAAAUGGUAGCUGUACCAAAUCUUCCUUCAGAUCCUGUUGCAGCACGCACAUCAGAUCAUGUGCUAAUGAGCUUCAUAUCAGAGUCACGUCAUUUCUUAGAACGCAGGUACAAACAACGUGUGCUACAAAUUGUCAAUAGCAACUUGACUCAAGCAGAACUGGGAGGCGUGCCUGGCACGUUUCACAUCAUCAAGAGUUAUCUAAGGAUAAAGAUACCGGCUGGCACUCAGAACCUCGAAGAUGGAGACGUCGACGGGCAGCCAGUCUGGCCACUUAUCUAUUAUUGCUUGCGAUGUGGCGACCUGACUGCUGCAAUGCAAGUUGCGACUCAAGCGAGGUAUCAGAGCUUUACACAUUUUGCAUGUGUGUUCUGCAUUUCGUCUCAUUGUAGAAAUCGACUGGACGAGUUCUCGGGCUACUUGCAGGAAUACAUUCAGACAAAGGACACCGGUCUGCCUCAAUCAACGCUGAACAAGAUCAGAACUCACUACAGGAGAUCCGUGCAUGCGAGUAGGGAUCCAUUCAAGAAAGCAGUGUACUGUGUUCUUGGCUGUUGUGGCGUAGACGACAGUCAUUCGGAAGUUGCUGUAAAAACAGACGAUUACAUGUGGCUCAGGUUGAGUCAGGUUAGGCAGUUGGAUGGUGGUACGAGUAGAGGCAACCAAGGGGAAGACAUCCUCACACUAAGAAAGUUACAGACAAUACUAAAGGAUGAGUAUGGAGAAGGCCACUUUCAGGCAUUUGAGAUGCCACUGUUGUUCUUCUUUGUUUUGCUACUUUCGCUCCAAUUUGAGGCUGCACUGCAGUUCCUCUCUCGUAUUGAGCGAUAUCGUUCUCAUGCUGUGCACUUUGCCAUUGCUCUUUACGAUGCAGGAUUGUUGUUUCUCCCCGACAGCAUCCAAGCUCCUUUAUUAUCGAAGGCAUCAAAUGACACGGAGUUCUUCAACGUGGCACAACUAGUUAUUCGGUACACACGAAAGUUUGCGUCCACGGAUCCUAGGGAAGCAGUCGAGUAUUUCUACCUCUUGAAAGGAUUGGAGACUGUUCAGGGAAACUGUCUUUUUACACAAUGUCUGAGCGAUCUAGUGCUUGAAACAAGAGAGUUCGAGAUGUUGCUUGGUCGGCUUGAACCCGAUGGAAGCAGAAAGCCCGGACUGGUCGACAAAUUCGGCGUCAACUCCUCUGAAAUCAUCGAAACGGUCGCGUCUAGCGCAGAAGCGAAAGGUCUGGCGGAAGACGCCGUUCGUCUCUAUGAUCUCGCCAAGAAACACGACAACGUAUUGCGGACACUCAACAAACUCCUCAGUCAGUUCCUGUCUGCUGCACCGGGUGCUGGUCAGUCGACAAGAAAUCGACUCAUGACGCUCGGUAUUAACAUAGCCGAGAGAUACAAAGGGAAAGGCCACACGGCGACCGUCAGUCGUGUGAGCACGUUCUACUUGCUACUCGAUCUCAUGCAGUUCUUCAACCUUUAUCACCAGCAGCUCUUCGACCAGGCUCUCGACGUAAUACAACGGCUCAAGGUGCUGCCGUUUCGCACAGAAGAAGUCGAGAGCAAAGUGACCGCAUUCCGUCAAUACACCGACGAAAUUCGUCACAAUCUGCCCGACAUUCUGCUGGCGACGAUGAACAUUCUCCACGGCCAAUACCGAACUGCCAAAGCCGCCGCUCCUUCUUCGCCCUCUUUAGGAAUAGCUGCAAACGACGGAGGUCGCGGGGAGGUGAGAGAUACCUAUUUGAAGGAUCGACGACGUCAAUCGCGAGCUUUAAUAACGUUUGCCGGAAUGCUGCCAUAUCGCAUGCCGGGAGAUACGAGUGCUCGCCUUGUCCAAAUGGAAGCGCUCAUGAACUGAAACGUAUGUAAUCUAUUUCUCGUUUGACGGCGUACAAUACAUGAUUCAUGAUCAUA
This is a messenger RNA of Corticium candelabrum, 2588 nucleotides long. RefSeq names its product nuclear pore complex protein Nup93-like. The record is from RefSeq and is a predicted model, not a curated record. The transcript is spliced from 21 exons. Gene Ontology annotation, cellular component: nuclear pore. Gene Ontology annotation, biological process: protein import into nucleus; poly(A)+ mRNA export from nucleus. Gene Ontology annotation, molecular function: structural constituent of nuclear pore. Lineage: Eukaryota; Metazoa; Porifera; Homoscleromorpha; Homosclerophorida; Plakinidae. Bases 1 to 2532 code for a protein of 843 amino acids.